ACGAGGAUGACGAAGGCGAAGGAGAGGAAGAGGAGAAGGUGGAGGAGGAGCUCCGCCACCUUUGAAUGCCAAGCAAUGCACUGUAUCUCUCUCACACAUGCCAGCAUGCCCUCUCUUCUUCUCCUCUCUCUCCCGGGACAGUCUCAACCCUAAAUGGUGUCCACGCACUUGAAGCUGGUCCAUCAUGUUGCUCCUCUCGCUUUCCUGAUUCAUGGAUGCCAAUGCUGGUGGACUGCGUCCUCUGUUUCGUUGUGAUUCCGCCAUCUUCACCUUUCUGACCUAUCCCGUGCUGCAAUGCGUGGCUGUCGGCCUCUGUGAAGCUGCUUCUUUCCCCUCAGGCGAUCAGGAUUUUUUGAAUAAAGCGGGGUAAUUGGGGAUCUGCGAUGUUCGGAUCCAGCAGCCCCUUCGGGGCAUCAAGUCCGAGUCCUUUUGGUGCACCGGCCGCUUCCAACCCGUUCGGUGCGACUCCGAACCCAUUUGGAAGCACUGCCCAAGCAAGCAAUCCGUUCGGUGCCAAGCCAUUCGGCAGCACGAGCCCGGGUUUCGGAGCGCAGACAGGGAGCUCUCUGUUCGGGAGCGGCACGUCGACGGGCGUUUUUGGAGCGACUGCGACACCGGCGUUUGGGGCUGCGUCAACAACUCCUGCAUUCGGGGCGUUUGGUCAACAAAAGCCUGCCUCACCGUUUGGCGGAUUCGGUUCCACUCAACCUCAGCAGAAUCCGUUCGGGUCCCCGUCUUUUGGACAGUCGCAGGCAGCGUUCGGGAGCCAACCGUUUGGAUCCACAGCGCCAGCUUUCGGUGCGCAGUCGGCCCCUGCGUUUGGAAGCACGACCACCCCACUGUUCGGGGCGUCGAGUCCAGCAUUUGGGGCGGCGACGACAACUCCAGCUUUUGGUGCGGCAUCGACUCCUGCUUUCGGAAGCAGUUCGGUGUUCGGGCAGAGUGCGCCUGCGUUUGGGGCGAGCACGACGCCUGCCUUCGGGAGCACAGCGACGGCAUCACCAUUCGGGGCUUCCUCUGGGAGUGCAUUUGGAAGCAGCUUCGGGGCAUCGAGUUUUGGAGGUGGGCAGCAGCAGCAGCAGCAGCAGCAACAGCAGCGUGUGGGAAGCAGAGUGGCAGCGUACGCUGUGACCCCUGAUGCGGACUCCGGGGUUGGGGCGAAUGCCGGGAAGUUUUUGUGUAUAUCUGCUAUGCCGGCUUACAAAGAGAAGCAGCUAGAGGAAUUGAGGUGGGAGGAUUAUCAAGCAGGCGAUAAAGGCGGGCCGAACCCAGCUAGCCCCCAGCCUGCUGCUGGAGGCAUCUUUGGUCAACCAGCACUGCAGACUCCAGCGGCAUCUAGCCCGUUUGGGGCUGCGGCGACGCCGACGACCUUCGGGGCUGCCGCCACCCCUAAUCCGUUCGCAUCAACUUCCACGGCGAAUCCGUUUGGCGCGAAACCGGCGUUUGGAAGUCCCAGCACCCCCACUCCUGCGUUUGGGCAAGCUUCAACGCCUGCAUUUGGGCAGACUUCAGCGCCAGCAUUCGGCACAAGCACGUUCGGUUCGAGCACGCCUGCUUUUGGAGCGGCGUCGACGCCAGCAUUCGGGCAGGCGAGCUCGACCCCAGCAUUUGGGUCGUCGCCAUCUCCGUUUGGGCAGACAUCGGCACCUGCGUUCGGGAGCACAACCUUCGGAGCAUCAUCAUCAUCUUCAUUGUUCGGGCAGAGCAGUCCCGCAUUUGGGGCAUCUUCACCUGCAUUUGGAGCGGCGUCCAGCCCGGCGUUCGGUGCGCAGACAUCGUCCGCAUUCGGAGGGGGCGGGUUGUUUGGGAGCAGUCAGCCAGCGAGCAGCGGAGGGUUGUUUGGAGCAUCCACUCCUGCGGCUCAGCCGUUUGGGGCAAGUUCUGCUCCGGCGUUUGGGCAAAGUCAGGCAGCAUUCGGGUCCAACUUGUUUGGCAACAACACAAGCAGCCCAGGUUCCUUGUUUGGUCAAACAAAGGCGGCGGGGUUGACACAGUCCUCGUCAUCGUCUUUGUUCAGUGGGUUUGGUGCAGCUUCUACCGGACAAACUCCUAGUACAUUUAGCUUCCCAAGCUUGCAAACCCCGCAGCAAGGGGCGACCAACACCUUUGGCGGUACCCCGCCCGCAUUUGGUCAGCAGAAUACAUUCGGGCAACAGCAAGCUACUCAAAACGUUAUCUCGGCCACAGCUAGCCCGGUAACCAAUCCCUUUGGGACACUACCUGCCAUGCCCCAGAUAACAAUCGGCCGAAGCGCCGGUUCUGGUCCGUCUGUCCAGUAUGGGAUAUCGAGUAUGCCGGUAGCCGAGAAACCGACUCAAGUGCGUGUGAACACAUUGUUGACUCCCCGGCAUAUCACGCAGCGGUCAAAGGUGCGCAUGCACGCACGACGCUACCAUCCUAAGAAGGAUAGCCCAAAGGUGUCGUUCUUCAGUGAUGGUGACGAAGCCCCCUCAACCCCGAAAGCAGAUGUGAUGUUUGUUCCUCGAGAGAAUCCGCGUUCUCUGUUCAUUCGACAGCCGGAAUCGUCUCCUGCGAUUCCAUCUGCGGCGAAGGACGCAGUGGAUGUUGGAGAGAUAGCCACACCCGUGCAGAAGGAUGGCUCCCAGGAUGAAAUGAGGAACGAAGUGGGUGGCGAUCCUGUUCCGUUUUCGUUUCCUGAAAGUCCACACAAUAACUGGAGAAGCCCAGACGGCGUGAAUGGGAAUGGAUUCGUGGGAACUCCAGCAGCAUCUCAGGCGAAGGCCAGUGAGAGAGGGGCCUCGAAACAGGUGUCGAAAAGCAACGGGUUGCGGGAGGAGCACAGUCACAGAGGAAAUGGCUACAUUUCGAUCACUGGUCAUCGUGCCGGUGAAGCUGCAAUCGCGUACGAGCACGGUGCGGACAUAGAAGCUUUGAUGCCGAAGUUACGGCACUCGGACUAUUUCACGGAUCCAAAGGUGCAGGAGCUGGCGGCGCUGGAGCGUGCGGAUAUUGGGUAUUGUCGCAGAGUGAAGGACUUCGUUGUUGGGCGUAAGGGUUACGGGGAGAUAAAGUUUUUGGGCGAGACGGAUGUGCGACGCCUGGAUCUGGAGAACAUAGUGCAGUUCAACAAGUGCGAGGUGCUGGUGUACAUGGACGAGACGAAGAAGCCGCCGGUAGGGCAAGGCUUGAACAAGGCAGCGGAGGUGACGUUGCUGAACGUGAAAUGCAUAGACAAGAAGACGGGGCAGCAUUACGUCGAGGGAGUGGAGGUGGAGAAGUUUCAGAAGCGGUUGAGGAAGAAGACAGAGGAGCAGGGGGCAGAGUUCUUAGGGUACGAUGGGGCGAAGGGAGAGUGGAGGUUUCGAGUGAAGCAUUUCAGUCGAUAUGGACUGGACUUUGAGUCGGACGAGGAGGAUGGGGCCGAAGGGCCAGGAGAGGGCGCCAUUGUGGUUGCAGGAACGUACGACAUGGAGGGUGUUGAGCAAGGUGUGAUGCACGAUGCGGAUGAUUCCAUGUUUGAAUCUCCUAUGAAGAAUUUUGAUGCGAUUCCGGAACCUGGAGUGGGCAUGGAGGAUGAGGUCGGGGACGACCUGAUUGAUGCGUCCUAUUUCACGGCUCCACAGGCAGCACUUCCGCACUCCCUGCCCGCACACCUUCACCUUGAUCCCGUGAAAAUGCAACAAAUGCGAGCCCUUUUCUUUGCCGAAGGUGAGGAGGCGGAAGAUAUCGCACCACCCGGGGCUUACGGGCGCUGGCAGUCACGUCCUCCAGCGCCAUCUCCCGCCGGUAUGAGCUCGGGCGUGCAUGGUAGUCAGUCGUUCAAAACACCUCAGAAAGUUGGCGUUGGUGAAGAUGUGGACGGGCGUCCAGCUUGGCCGCAACGGUCAUCUCCUUGGAAGGGAACCCCUGCGAAGCAGAUGCGAGUUUCUCCUCUUACGUCUUGGAAACGAUCACCUGCUUAUUCUGCUCUGGAGGAGGGGAUGUCGGGCCGUCAGACGGCGAUCAUGGAUGAAUCUCCUUCCAGGUCCCCACUGUUGGCGUUGACAAUGAGUGGAGAACGCGAGCGGUCAGGCAUGAAAAGAUCACGUGGCAGCGGCUUUUUGCUGGAUCCGACGGAGAAGUCCGGUGCAAUGGCUUUCGGGAGGUCGGACCACAUUGCAGACGCUGCGCUGUUCUUGGGUUGCUCGUUCCGUGUAGGAUGGGGUCCGAAUGGAGUGUUCUAUCACAGUUCGACGCCGGUUGGGCCAGGGGGAACGAAGAAUGGGUUGUCUUCAUGCAUUCAGGUGGAAAGAGUGGCGCUGGAUCGGACAGUGCGGGAUGACGGAGGAGUUGUGAAAGACGAGCUGGUGGAAAUGCAGUUCGUGUCACCGUUGUCGCUUCACAUGUCCAUGAGCCGGGUGGUGGACAAUGCCUCAGAUUCCGCCGCGAGGUGUCUCCGGCUGCGAACCUUAGUGUGCAGCAGGACUGAUUUGCCCGGUGUAUGCGGUGAGUACGAAGACCUGGUGCAGAAACAGCACGAGGUGGUGGGAGUUGGAGAGGCAGACCUGGUUGUUCUGAGACAUCAGCGGAUGGUGUGGCAGUUGAUCAACGUUCUUUUCUCGGAGACGGCAAGUCCGGCGGAAGCAGAGGAUGUGGACGAGAAUGGGGAGGAUGCAGAUGUUGAAAAGAGUUCAAUGCAGGCGGCAGAUGUGUCUGCUGAAGUGCUAAUGCGCCGGGCUGGGUUCAGCUGCUGGCUGCAGGAGAGCGUAGGUCACCUGGUGCAACGAGACUUGGAGCAUCUGGAAGGAAAUAAGUAUUUGAAGGAGAUAUUCAUCCUCCUGACAGGGCGACAAUUGGAGGAUGCUGUUGAGAGGGCUCUAGAACAUGGUGACGUUCGGCUGUCCACGCUGCUAUGCCAGGCUGGUGGUCCAGUUGGGAUGCGAGGUGAUGUUGCAGCGCAACUGGAGGUUUGGGGUGCAGAGGGUCUGGACGAGUCGCUCAUCGAGACGGAUCGAAUGUCGAUCUUUCAACUCCUUGCAGGUGACUUGAAGGGGGCUCUUGGCGGGGCCAACGUGGAUUGGAAGCGGUUUAUGGGUCUCGUGAUGUGGUAUCAAUUGAGCCCCGACACAGAUCUGCCGUGCGUGAUUGAGACGUUCGAGGAACUGCUGGAGAAGCAUCACGCCCCAAACCCAGAGCCAAAGUACGUGGAGGAAAGAGUGUCGGUGUACGACACCCAACUGGAGGCCCGUGGUUACGACACGGCGUACUAUUUGAUGCUUUUGCAUGCAAAGAAGGCGAAAGGAGAGGUCGGUAUGAGGAAAAUGUUGUCUGCGUCUGCAUCGACCUUUGACAGACUGGACCAUAGGCUGGCAUGGCAUCAACAAGGGAUUCUUCAUGCCAUCCGCAUGUUGGAAGGCGAGCAGCUACACGACGUGCACAUGAACUUCGCGAGUCAGCUGCUGUCGGUGGGUCUGUGCCACUGGGCUGUGUACGUCGUUCUUCAUAUGCCGAAAUCUGAACAACACCCAGGAUUGCACGAGAAGGUUGUGAAAGAGAUUUUGAAUCAGUACUGUGAAACGUGGAGCUCUUCAGAGACACAACAGCAGUUUCUGGAAGAGGACCUGGGGGUUCCUACGGAGUGGCUACAUGAGGCCUUGGCAUUGUACUGGCGUUAUUGUCGCAACGACAGGAAGGAACUGGAGCAUCUGAUCAAGAGCUGCCAGUGGCGGAACGCGCACUCGCUAUUCGUGGCAACCGUCGCGGCGUCGCUACUUCUGAAUUCGGAGUAUGCUGAGAUAUGGCAGUUUGCGAGCCAGUUGGAAGGGCAUCUGACGGAGGUGGAGGACUGGGAUCUAGGAGCAGGCAUAUACAUCGAGUUCUUGACGCUGAAAUCCAGCUUCAAAGACACGUCGAAUGUAGUGGAGGGGCUGGAGAGUUUGGAAGAGAGGAGCUCAGCUUGUGGGGCGUUCUUCGAGCGGCUGAAGGAGUCGCAAGCAAUGUGGAAGUCGAAGAGUUCGAUCGAGGCCAGGGCGGCUUAUUCAAAGAUGGCGGACGAGAUUUCGUUGUUGUUGUUGGAGGAAACAAAAGCACAGGCGUUGGACGUGAGCGCGGAGAUGAAGAUGUUUGACAUUGUUCUGGAUGCUCCCAUGCCCGAGGACGUGCGCAUGUGUCGUCUGCAAGGAGCUGUGGCAGCGUUCGCGAAAUUGGUUUCCGAGGAAAUUCUGGUGUGAGGCCCCACGAUGUGGAUGAGUGCGUGUCGCUGUUCGGGUAGGGGAGUUGUGAGGGCCCUGUGCAACGAGGGCAUCGCAUCUCGGCACGGUGUACAUCAAUUAGUUGAGUUACCCUUGAGUGCGUGGCGCGGUAGGAGAUGCAAGGAGUGCGCAUCGGUGAAUCGUGCAUGGUAUGGAGGAUUUUUGAGUACCAGCACGGUGAGCUGAGAGGUUAGCUGGAGGGAAAUGUGAGAAUGUAGUUGUAGGAAUAUUGUAGCAGGAAGGUUUGCAGGUAGCGGUGAUGUAGUAGAAAGUUUUCGAGAGCUUUCACAGCGAGUAUGUUGGGUGAGGCAGGUGUCCUCUAAUAUGGAGUUAUGGAGAGAGGGGAACAGAAGGGGAGGUGUUGAAUGGAGUGUUUUUUAGUUGGUUUGAGAGGUGCGUGGGGGAACCACCGGCUCUGUGGAGGUAGAUUAAUUCCAAAAGCCUACUCAGAGGGCAGCCUUGAAACCACUGGUGAUGUCUCCUGGCGCCUGUCGAUGAUAUUGUGCACAGCUUGCGUUUUGUCUAUACGUGCAUGAGUUCCAGUCCCCUGGGUGUGCGCAACCGGGUAUAUAUGGUGUGGUGUAAUGUGUGGGUACGUGCUGCUGCAUAGUAUGCGUGAUGUUUUGAAAUCCCAAGCUUGUUUCGGAAGUGGUGGGCAAGUGGGCAUCAAUGGGAGGUGCGAGGAUUACGUAAUGUGGAGUUGUCAGAUUGGACUCACCAAGAUUGACUGUGGAGCAGGGCACAUGAUGUGGGAGGUGCAUGGAAUCGGUAGAUGUGCACGCAGCACCGGUACAGUGCUCUCUGUGAAACGGAAGUCGGUCACGGCGUCGAGCGUUGAGGGGAGCAGUCGGUUUUUGUGUUGCACGGAGAUGUCGGACCCCCCGCACCGUCGGCAGACGAUGCGUUGUGUCUGGCAGGUGCGCUUGCGAACCAGCGAACGUGCGGACAUUUGUGAGAUUUGGUUGUUGAGAAAUCACCUGAUUACAGCAAGGCAAGUAUCAGUAGCGGGUGGUCAGCGGUUGAAGUGAGCGGUGCCGUCGUCGACCCCUGGGCGGUUGGAUUUCGUCGGUGAAGACUCGGUAGGAAGGGGAAGAAGGAGCUGGUUGGAGCAAAUGGAUCCGCUCCAGCCGUUGUGCUGCAUGGAAACGACCGGCACUUGCAGCGACUCCCGAAGAGCUCUAGAUGAUGCAGGCUCUAGAAGUUAGUGUCGCAGAUCCAGUUUUUCGUGCUGUUGCAUCCGCCACGUUCGUUGUCGUAGUAGCCUUCGUCAACCGCCGUCUUUGUGCUUGCGUUUGUCAUCACAAUGCAGAAUAUUGCCCUGGAUGCUAUGCUCUCA
Messenger RNA from Physcomitrium patens, 7527 nucleotides. Its product is annotated as nuclear pore complex protein NUP96. Gene Ontology annotation, biological process: nucleocytoplasmic transport. Gene Ontology annotation, cellular component: nuclear pore. The record is from RefSeq and is a predicted model, not a curated record. Gene Ontology annotation, molecular function: structural constituent of nuclear pore. Lineage: Eukaryota; Viridiplantae; Streptophyta; Bryopsida; Funariales; Funariaceae.